UAGCCAUAUUAGUGAAUGCCCCUUGUUGGCCAGUGAUUCUGAAACUGUCUAUCUUCCGGCUAAGUUAUGCAUUAACAAAUGUAAAAUUGAUUUAUACGAUGGUCAGCGACAUGACGUGUAUUGACCUUUCAAAACAAAUAUAAAACUACUACACAUUGAAGUGACCAUUAACACACUUGAGUAAAUUUUGAAUUGACCAUCGUUUUUGGUGUGAAAAUGGAGGAAAUGGACAAUUACAGUGAAGGUAUUCAAGAUUUAGACGAUGAUAAAAAUGACUACAAUCUAUUAUCAGACAAACAACCACAACAGAAAGCAGUCAAAAUAGACGAAAAAGGACAAGAAGAAACUGAAAUAAACGAUGCAGGACCAAAGAAAAAGAAAAAGAAAGCGAAGAUCAGAUUUAGAGACAUUGUUGACUUGAUGAAACGAAGAGAAAGCCAAUACAGUCAGUAUGACGAAGAAACCAGUAAUGUUCUGAACAUGUUAAGGGUACAUUUUGGAGACCCUUUUUCUCGCUGCUUGGGCGAGAAAAAUACAGUCAGAAAAGUACCUAUUAAAAUGAUCCUGCUUCUUAUCAAGCUUAUUUUAGUCACUGCUCAGUUAAUCAUGUUUGGUAGUGAAAGAGCAGAGUUCGUAGAAUAUCUUAAAGGCAACAAUAUCGCAAUGAAGAACCUAUUGUUUAAAGAUUGGGACCCUGAAUAUGAGGCGUUCCCGUAUCCACCAGGCAUUGGGCCUUAUGCAGUGUAUACUAUCGAUGAUCUACAUGAACAUAUUGAUUAUGCUGUGAACAGGUAUUAUAAGCUUCCAGGAACUGCUGUUGGGUCAUUCUUUUUGGGACACCUGGAAGAUUCAGACCACAGUAAUAAAAAAGAAAUCUGCAUUAAAUAUUACAAAGAAGGACACUUCCACAGAAAUGGAACGAUAGACUUAGAUCCCACUAUUAUUAAUAAAUGCAAAAUAUUAACGUCAAAUUUUACAACUUAUGGUUUUGAUCCAACAAUCAGACAACUAAUGACCAGUGUUAAUGGAUCUUUAGUGAGGUUGUUGGGUGUCGAGCUUAAAUUUACUGUAACUUCCAUACGUAUAGAUAUGGAAGAACCAGCAACAAGGUCCCAGUGCUUUAGAGUAGCUGGAAUGAUUACUUUCGACAAUGUUAAGCUGAACGGACAAAUAAAACAAGAUUUGAAGACAUGGAUUGACAGUUUUCAGUGUGCAGGUUUUAUCGAAAAUAAAUUUAUUGAAGAUGAUAUUGCUGUAGCUGUGAUGUUACUUGUGGCGACGAUGUUAUCACUAUUAUUGUCUGUUCGUUCAUUCUACUUUUCUAUAAAGACACUAAAGGUAACUACUGACUAUUUUCGACGAAGACAUCCCGUCAUUGAUGGAAAGGCUGUGGAGGAAUUAUCAGCUGAGGGAAAAUGGGAAAUAGUUAAAGCACGUGACAUCCUUAUAAUUAUAAGUGAUGUAUGCACCAUUGCAGGAACAGGAUUCAAGAUGGUUAUAAAUUCUCAGGCCCUUUCUAGUUCUUCAAAUAUGUAUGAUGCUUGUGGUAUAUUGCUAGGUUCUGGUUGCCUUUUUGUGUGGUUCGGUGUUCUCCAUUAUUUGUCCUAUGAUUCCAGACUAAAUUUACUAUUCAGAGUGAUGGCAAAGGCAUCUGGACAAGUGAUGAGAUUUUUGUUCUGUUUCGUCAUACUGUUUAUUGGUUUCACGCUGUGUGGAUGGGUUGUUUUAGGUCCAUAUCAUAUGAAGUUUUUCAGAAUAUGGGAAGCAUUCUUUUGUUUAUAUUCGAUAUUAGACGGAGAUGAAUUAUAUUUGAAUUACGUCACAGUAGAAGAUGAUAAACAGAUAGUGUGGUGGUUUAAUAGCAUAUUCAUUACCCUAUUCCACUUAGUGUUCGCAGUCAUUGCCAUGAAUAUAUUCAUUGCCAUUUUUACAUCAACUUACGAAGUCAUGCAGGAAAAAGACGAAAGGAGUGAUCUAAAAAAGUGGUUAGAUAACUAUCGCCAUAAAAAGAAAUUCAAUUUGACAAAAAAAUGCAAAACUUGUUUCUGUGGUUGUUUGUUAUAACAAGAACCUUUCGGAGCACAGUCAGGGAUUCCUUGAAUAUAGAUAUGUGUAUUGAGAUAGUUGAUGGUUGAUGACUACAAACUUCAAAAGUAAAGAAGAGAAUAGUGUACGAACGCCAUUGAAAUAUAGGAUGCGCAGUAACCAUAGCAUUUUCAAUGACAUUAUUGGUUUUAUGCUCAAUAUUACAUCGCCUUUGAGAAUAUCUGAUAUUUUACUUAACUUGCUUAAAAGUUUUGUUUAUGUUUGUUGUUUUGCCUGUACUCUUUCAUUUUAUGCCCAGCUUAGUUGUAUAAAUCGACACAUGACUACCUGUGCAGCUUUUUUUUAAUGUUAUUUGAGAAAAAUAAACUGUUUCUCAAAUGA
Messenger RNA from Mytilus trossulus (common blue mussel), 2427 nucleotides. Its product is annotated as mucolipin-3-like. The record is from RefSeq and is a predicted model, not a curated record. The transcript has 16 exons. Gene Ontology annotation, molecular function: NAADP-sensitive calcium-release channel activity. NCBI's taxonomy places the organism in Eukaryota, Metazoa, Mollusca, Bivalvia, Mytilida, Mytilidae. Gene Ontology annotation, cellular component: lysosomal membrane; plasma membrane. The coding region runs from base 217 to 2064 and encodes 615 amino acids.